Molecule: messenger RNA, 5162 nt
Organism: Oncorhynchus masou masou (cherry salmon)
Lineage: Eukaryota; Metazoa; Chordata; Actinopteri; Salmoniformes; Salmonidae
Product: inositol 1,4,5-triphosphate receptor associated 2-like
Exons: 36
Coding region: 1-4470 (1489 amino acids)
Cellular component (GO): endoplasmic reticulum membrane
Source: RefSeq, a predicted model, not a curated record
AUGGACCUUGGAGUGACCCAUCGUCAACGCCACAACCCUGUUGACAGCAUCUGUCGUAAGCUGCAGACCAUCCAGCGGCACGACCGUGAGGUUAACCCCUCCUCGCCCUUCCAGAUUCCAAAGUUCACGUCCAGCAGCUACGACAGCCCCCAGUCCAGCCUGCGCCGUAACCUGGAAGUCAUCCUGAAGAAGCGCGAGAGGGAGGGGCUGUUAACCCCCAAGGGUUCACCCCAGCUUCCCAGGAGCUCCCACUGUCCCAACCCCACCCCUAUCAAUCCCACCAUGAACCCCCCAACCCAGGUCAAUGCUACAUUUACCAUGAAGAGUAAUCCUGGGGAGUGGAGGGGGGUGGGGUUAGGAGGGCAGAGGAACUGCUCCACCCCAGCUGUCCAGACUGGAGACACUUUUUUCAGCUUCUCUCAUGGUCACCAGUUUACUCAGCCUGAGGCGGGGACAGGGUCUGAUGGCAGCGAGAGGCACAGGACCCCAUCUCUGACUCGCCCACCUGCACAGAGCCUGCUGUCCUACAACCUCAACUUCUGCUCAUCGGACUCCACGGCCAACCCGCUGCAGUGUGAGCUGCCUUACCCGGCCCUGGUUGUCAAGAGACUGUCCAUGGGAGACGGAGCCAUGUCCUCUGAGAACCGGAAGGAGACGAUGACUGAGGUCAGUCUGAUCUGUGAAGAGGAUUUACUAGACACCAUUUUCCAUGUUUGUGACACCCAGCGCAGAGGUAAGGUGUACGUGUCUCGUAUCGUGGACUACCUGCGUCACACCACCAGCCGGGGUUCUGAGGACAGUGGGCUGGAGGACCUGUGUAAUAUGCUGGACCCAGAGCACAAAGAUGUCUCCAUAGACCUGGACACCUACCACGCCAUCAUGAAGGAGUGGAUCGAUGACUGCAGAAAGAAUGGGGACGACACACCAGAGGACCUAACUCAAGAGUCUGUCAGACUCCGAGACAGCCUGUCAGCUAAGAGGUCUGUCCUGCUGAACAUGACCUCAGGUAGUCUGGAGGCAUUUGGAGGGGAGGUGUCACGAACAGAUCUUGAGACGUCAGACCUGGUGUUCUGUGUAACCGACCUGCAGUUCAGUAACCAGAAGCUUCAGGAGGAGGUGAGGAAGCUGAAGCAGAAUGUGGAGACCAUGGAGGAUCAUAACCAGAAACUAGCAGAGGAGAACGAGGAGCUCAAGUCACAGGCCAGACUAGGCCAGCAGCUGGCCCAGAAGGAGAAGAUGUUGAAGGAUGAGGUGGAGGAGAUGAAGAUGAGUCUGAGCUGUACAGAGGAGGGCAGAGCCAGGGCCUCGGCUCAGACCAAACAUAUGGAGAGAGAGAACCAGAGUCUGAUUGCCAAGAUAAGCUGUCUUCAGGAUGAGAACAUCAAGGUCACCAUGGAGAUGGAUGACCUCCAGAAGAGGAUGAUUGAACUGUGUGACCUAAACGCUGAGCUGCAGGUCCAUAACCAUUCCUUUGAUGCUGUCGUGAGUGAAAAGGAAUCCCUCAUACUCCAGAAGUGCAGACAGAUUGAGGAGCUGAUGGCUACAGUGAUGGAGUACUCAUCAGUCACAGAGCUGUUGAGAGCAGACAAGACCAAGCUGGAGAGCCAGAUACACAUGAUGCCGCCAGACAUGGCAGUUGCAGGUCUCUCCCUGUCGGUGGCGUACAGGUUGAACCACAGCACUUCAGGAUCCCUGCAGACAGAACUGGCCCUUGCUCAAACACCUCCGGAGGGUGCGGCGUGUGUGUCGCCACAGAGCUUUGCAUCUGUGCUAGAUGAGUCUCUGGACAGGGAGGUGUUAGUGCUCCUGCAGGGCCCCACACCUGACCAGAUGUCACCGGAGUUCAAGAGCCUCAUCAACAAACUGAAGAGAGAUUUUAAGGACGAGGGCCUCUCCAUCUUGUCAACACUCAGAGGACUCAUGCACCACUAUGGCGGACCAGGGGCUAGUAAAGACCCCAGACUGCAGGCGGUGCAGUCUGAGCUGGAUCAGAGGAGGACUGAGUGGGGCCUCAGCCUGGAGCAGUUGGACCAGUACACCGACUCCCUGGAGAACAAACUGAUCAAGAUGGCCAGCAGCAUAAGGAAGUCCCGCACUGAGAUACUACACCUGUCAGUCAGGGUUCAGGAGCAGGAGAAUCAGAAGCGGCAGCUGCGUGAAGAGUUGGACCGGCUAAAUACCCCGGGGGACAGCAGGGAGGCCAGCUGCCAGACCCCCGACGAGGACACACUGGCUGGGGAAGACCUGGACUGGGACGAGGAGUUUGUCCUCCAAGACUUCCUGAAGAACGAGGGGGUGGAGACGUACAGGGACUUCAAGAGUCAGGAGAAGGGCCCGACGGAGGAGGACAGACUGACGGAGAGGGGGGACCAGCCUGGAGAGGGGGAGGUUGGGGAGAGGUGGACCGUGGUGGGGGGAGAGGGACCAGAGGGGGGAAUGAGGGGGAUCUCCCUUCUCUCUCCUCUCUCGGAGCAAAGUGAACCCGACCAGACGGAGGGAGAGGAUCUGAGAGAAACCACAGCGGCAACAGACAGUGACCAGAGGGUGAACAGUCUAUCCCCACAGGGUGUUAAAUUACCAGAAUGCUUUGGGCCUGAGGACGCCCACCAGCAUGCUGUUGACACCGAGGAGCAUCCACUCCUUCCCUCCCACUCUUCUCUAUCGGAUGCAAUGAGCCCUAACACCAUAGUGCCCCUUCUUCAAGACACACCUCAGCCUGGCUCACCAGAACACGACAGGGCCAUCACUGCUGGGAACAGUCCACCCCCCAGGCUGGCUGAGAUGGUAUCUCCCAGCUGCACUUACCCUGUGAUGAAUGAGACCAUUUUACUGACUUGCAGCUCCCAGCAGACAGACGGCAGUGAAAGAGGAAAAGGAGAAGACAUCACCACCUCGACCAAUAUGAGUGACACACAGAAGAUAACCAAGGACCAGCUGGCGGAGAGAGUGCUAGCAGAGGACAGCACCAGCCUGUUACCAGUACUAGAGGAGGAGGAGGACACACAGGAGUCAGUGGUGCAGGUGCCUACAGUGGAAGUGGACUUGUCAGGGACAGUCAGUCUGGCAGGGGACAGAGGCUCUCCGACCAUGGAUGGACUGAGUGUUGCGCCCACUGACCCAUCACAGGGUCCAAAGGAUGCUACCACACCUGACCCUUCAGGAGCCAAAAUUGACUCCCUGGUUCUCAGGAGCAAGUUCAAGAAGGAACUGGAGCUGUCUCGCAGUAUGGAUGUCAUCGAGGAAGGGAAGGUACAAGAGGACCUGAGUGAAACCAGUGUUACCACCGAGAAGGACAUUGAAGCCUCUGUUUCUGAGGACUCAACCAUAGGGGACAGAAGCAGCCUGUCCCCUAACGGCAAGGAGAUUGAGGUAGUGACUGAGUUCCAGCGCCUGUCCCUGGGCUUUAAGUGUGACAUGUUCACCCUGGAGAAGAGGCUGAGGCUGGAGGAAAGGUCACGAGACCUGGCAGAGGAGAAUGUCCGGAGGGAGGUGUCCAGUUGCCAGGGACUAUUACAGGCCCUGGCCCCUCUGUGUGAGGAUGAUAACCAGUCUAUGGAGAUCAUCCAGAGACUUCAGAAGAACCUGGACAUCCUCAUCCAGUCCAUGACCAGAGUGUCCAGUCGCUCAGAGAUGCUGGGCGCCAUACACCAGGAGUCUCGUACAGGCACGGCAGUAGAGAUAAUGGUCCAGCAUGUAGAGAACCUGAGGAGGAUGUACACUAAGGAACACGCUGAGCUCACUGAGCUGAGGGAGAACAUGCUGCAGAACGAGAGGUCCUUCGGAUCCCACUCAGGAGGAACACACUCGGAUGAUUUCAGAGGCAAGAAACCAUCUGGAGCAACAUCCUAUAAGGCAUCAGCCCGACGGGUCAGCAUAGCAGCUAUCCCCCGGUCCGGUGGGGGAGGGGGACCCAUGCAUUUUGACAUGCCUAAUAAACCACAGGACACUGAGGCAGAGAGACUCACCCGCAGAUCUCCCUGGAAUGUGACGGGGAAGAGCACGGCGCGUCCUCCUCUAAAACGCUUUGUUAGCUCCGGGGCUUGGAUUGAGACUGACGAGCCCUCCCUCGUGAUGCUGAUGAAGGGGCCUGCCUACGACGCAGACUCUCCUUCAGAUGAGGAGAGGAGGGAAGUUCCCGUUCAGAGGAAGUCCAGUCUCACUGAGCUGGGCAACAAAAUCACCUCCCUGAUUAUGCCCAACAAGACUCCCAUCCUGGCAGAGCAGGCCGCAGCAGCCCCGUGUUUGGGCUACUCCUCCCGGCCUGCGUCUGCAGCCAGCGUGUCCCGGGGACUGUGGCUUUGGCUGGCCCUAGUAGUGGUCCUAGCAGGCCUUCUGGCCCUCCUAGCCAGCCUGGUGCUGCAGCCGGCCGUGGAUGGAGCGCCCGUGGGGACCGGGGACUCCUGGGUGACCAUCCAGCAGCUCCUGUGGCCCUACACAGGGCUGAGGCACAACGGACAGCCACCGGUUUAGAGGGGCUGUGGCCCCAACAGACGGGGAUGGACUGGUAGGCACCUGGGUAUGGUCAACCCCUGGAAGGUCUUCUGCAACUUGAACCAUCACGUGUGAUAGACUAGUUAGUGUGUGAAGACAGAAGCAGUCGGUGUUUGUACUGGGGCUACUGAACACUGACCACAGAUUUCCUAUUGGUGCCCGGAGACAUUCUACAGCGCCGUUACGGAAGGGGGAUUGUAAUGUUGCUAUUUGUGGGCACAAUGUUGACCAAUCAAGUCGAGGACACCAGCAUUGGGCUGUCCAAUUAUGUAAUGGACUUCAGCGCAUGCUAUCCAAUCACGUCACACCUUUUUUGAGUAUUUGUUGGUCCAUUAUCCUAUGUGGAUUUAGCCGCUUUUACUUUUUAAAACACAUUUCAUAGUAAACUUCUGAAUCUAUUAUGGUAUUUGUGGUUGCCUGAAACAACAAUUACAACAAUUAAAAUGCAAUUUUUUAAAUGUUUUAAUUUAUCGUUUGACAGCAUUAGUGUUAGGGGAUAUGUGUGUAUCUAUUAUAUUGCGUCUUUGUGUUAUAACCAGCGUUUUGUUACAACUCAUACAAAUGGUUUUUACUCUACUUUAAGUGCUCAUUUAUGAAAUUCAUCCACUUUUGUAUGUUCCAAAGGGGAGUCAAAAUUUACACAAUAAAGGAACUUUAUUCUACAGAAAUAA